This is a messenger RNA of Talaromyces amestolkiae, 2205 nucleotides long. RefSeq lists its product as uncharacterized. Bases 1 to 2205 code for a protein of 734 amino acids. Lineage: Eukaryota; Fungi; Ascomycota; Eurotiomycetes; Eurotiales; Trichocomaceae. Gene Ontology annotation, biological process: DNA-templated transcription; positive regulation of transcription by RNA polymerase II. The record is from RefSeq and is a predicted model, not a curated record. Gene Ontology annotation, molecular function: zinc ion binding; sequence-specific DNA binding; DNA-binding transcription factor activity, RNA polymerase II-specific. The transcript has 4 exons.
AUGAACUCGCCUCGCGCCUCUUCGACAGGCACCGAAUACAAUCCACGCAAGCGUGGCAGGACAGCAUGUACACGCUGCAAAAGUCGAAAACAAAAGUGUGACAAUGAGUAUCCUAAUUGCACAAAUUGCCGGAAGGCUGGUGUUGAGUGUGACAAAUCUUCGGUCAGCCUCGAAAGCGAGAACAAUCCGGGAUACACUCGGGCUCUAGAAGAGCGUAUCGCAUUUCUAGAAGGCAGAUUAUCGGAGUUUACAGAGCCCAAAGCUGCAGACUCAAUCUCAAGUGAUAGUGCUACCCGAAUUAUCCACCCCAUGUCCGCUGCUUCCCAGCGACAAACACCAGACACUGCCCAAAUGGGAACGAGUAGCAGUACACUUGGUGAAAUCGUUGGAUUUUUGUCCCUUAAUCCAUCAGAGUCACCAGCCUAUAUUGGUUCGAGCUCGGGCCUGUCAUUGGCGGUAAAUUUGGGCGAAAUGGUACGGGCAACAGUCAUGACCAAGGCAUUUCCGGAUUCUCCAGAAAGCAGAAAUCAACAGUCAAAUCGUACUGGUACUGCAAAUACAACUAGCGUAAAUCCUUCCUACAAAGCAAUUAAUCUGGAUGAACUGCUGAAGCAUCGCGCCAAUCCUCCCAAUGACGAAAUGGGCUCGCGUAUACUUGAUGCUUACAUUGGUCGGAUCCACGGUAGAUAUCCUUUCCUUGACCGAGAUGAGCUGUGGAGACUGCAUCAUGAUCGUUGGAAUCUUGCAAAAAUCAAGCCGGAAAAUCUGACACAGGCUCAACGCUUUGGCAUAUUUCGGCUCUACAUGGUGUAUGCUAUUGCAUCAACAUUGAUGUCGCUAAGUGAAAAAUAUGACUAUACUGCUCCUGAGAAGUUCUAUAUGACCGCUAUUCAGCAUGUCGCGGCUGCGUGUGAAACUAGGUCGAUCCAGAAUAUCGAAGCCAUGCUGCUCCUAGUAAUAUAUCAUCUUCGCUCCGCCACCAGCCAUGGCUUGUGGUAUAUGAUAGGGCUUGCCAUGCGAACCUGCAUCGAUCUUGGACUGCACCGCAGAAGCAGCGCGACACAAUUGGAUCCAUAUACAGUCCAGCUUCGCCGACGCCUAUUCUGGACUGUGUACUAUUUAGAACGAGCUAUUGCACUCUCCUUGGGCCGACCUGUUAGUAUUAGCGAUCGACACAUCGAUGUUGACUUACCUCUAGAUGUGGAUGAUCACAUACAUGAUCCUGCCAUAUUGGUCGCUGAGCAAUCGCAACUAAACACGACCAAAAUAACAAACUUGUCUUUCUUCCGCGCUCUUUUGCGGAUUCGUCGGAUCGACUCCCAGAUUCAAAAUACCAUUUAUCGUGCUGACAGGCCACUGCAAGAGCUUAGGCCGAAACUAGACAAAAUAUACCGUCUACUAGAAGAGUGGAAGACUUCUGUAGUCGUCCAUCUCCCAAGUGACUUAGACCAUGCGAUGCUGCAUUACAACCGAGCAGUUCGUCUACUCAUUCAGCCAUUUCUGCCUUUACUUCCUCUCACCGACCCAUACUACCACAUCUGUCUCCGAGCGUCAGGAGAUAUCUGCCAAGUUCACAAGAAGCUCCAUCAAACACUGGAGUAUGGCCAUUCAUUCCUUGCUGUGCAAACAGUGUUUGUGUCUGGUAUAACAAUGCUAUACGCGCUUUGGGCAAAUACCGAGAAAGUAUGGUCCGUCCGUAUGAGUAAUGACAUCCGAGCUUGUUCGACUGUUCUAUUCGUGAUGACCGAGCGCGCUCCCUGGGUCAAACGAUAUCGAGAUACAUUUGAGCUCUUGGUAAAUGCAGCAAUGGAAAAGCUGCAGGGCAAUGAGGCGGCAAAGACAUCUGGUAUGGCGGGGAUGAUGGCUGCACAGGGUUACGGCCAUAACAUGAACGAUGCGAAUCCCAAUAUGUAUCAGGCCACACCGAAUGUGCCAAUGAUGGCUGGCACAACUGUGGUGCCACCGAGUAUGUCAGAAAGUGUGCCCGGUUUCCCUGAACUUCCUGGUUUCGUGUCACAAGACAAUCAGCAACAACAAGCACAAAGUCAAUUCAACUUUGAUAUAUCCGAAGAUGCUAUGCGGAUGGCCAUGGAGUUGGCGCCGUGGAUCGAUCAGGAAUUGGGUGGUGAAGGUGCUACCACUACACCUUUGUGGAUGCCUGAUUUUGAUACUUUGCAGAACCUGACUAGUCUUUACCAAUACUGA